Messenger RNA from Psilocybe cubensis, 1623 nucleotides. RefSeq lists its product as uncharacterized. The transcript has 2 exons. Bases 1 to 1623 code for a protein of 540 amino acids. Lineage: Eukaryota; Fungi; Basidiomycota; Agaricomycetes; Agaricales; Agrocybaceae. The record is from RefSeq and is a predicted model, not a curated record.
AUGUCGUCGAGCUCGAGCCAGAGCUGCUCGUCGGCGUUCUGCUCUCCGUCGUCAUCAUCUUCCUCUUCGUCAUCGUCGUCUUCACUAGACACAGACACAUUGCGGUUGGGCGCGGGGUCGGGUGGAAGCGAAAGUGAGAGUGAGAGUGAGAGUUCUCGUGGGUCUUUUUCGAGUGGUGUGGAUAUGGAUAUGGGCUCGGGUUCAAGUAAAAGCUGGAGCAUCGACUCUGAGGGAUGGAGCGGUGAUUUCUGGAUCGCAGACGCAGACACAUGGAAGCCAACAGAAGCAGGGACGGGGACGGGGUCAGGGGUGUCGGUGCGACGGCGGCAGAUCAUCACGGACCAGGCGCAGGUGCAGCAGGCGCUGCAGGACUGCCAGUUCAACUCGGGCAAUAAUGUCAUCUCGUGCUUCCCCACAGCGGACACUGUUGUUCCUCAGCAUCAGUAUGCGACCUUUGUUUGGAACUCACGGCGGCCCGAAAUCACCCAAACCAACCUCGUCGACAUCUUCCUCUUCCGCGCCGACUCCCAAGCCCUAAUCCUGCACCUCGCAAACCAAACCAACCCACCCGAGCGCGCCGGCUUCGUCCGCGCGAAAGUCGACGACAAAUGGUUCGGCGCAGACGGGUUCAACUUUUCCGGCCAAAACGUGUCGUUCCCCUUCUACUGGGUGAUCAUCCGCUCGGAUGCGACGCUGGCGAAUGGGAACUUUGUGCCGCAGCCGAUUUUCAGUGCGGUGCAGACGACGGUGUUGGAUGCGGUCGCGGCGCCCACGGCGAGUGCGUCGUCUGCUAGCAGCAACUCUGUGCAGCCGACUGGGCUCUCGGGUUCGGGGUCUGGCUCGGGUUCAGGCUCGUUAACACCCUCGUCGGCGACGGCGUCGGGGCCCGUGAGUCCCACGGGCAACGUCCAACACGCAAGCUCCGCCUCGUCGUUCCCCCGCUGGGCGAUAGCGGUGAUAGUCGUCCUCGGAUUCUUCGCGCUCGCUGCGUCGUGUAUACUGGUGUUUGUGAUUCUGCGGCGGCUGAGGAGGAGACAGCAGCGCUCGUCGGCGUCGUCGUCGCGUGGGUCGAUGGGGUCUGCGUCGCCUAUGAUGCCGAGGGAGCAGGGUGGUGGUGGUGGUGGGGCAGGGGGAGGGCAGCAUGGACCGGAUAUGAUGCAGAGGUAUGAUUCGGCGGGGUCGCCGCUGCUUGCUCCCGCUGCACUUGGAGCUGGCGCGGGGUUGGGGAUUGGCGCUGGACUGGCGUCCGUCUCGCACCGUCAGUCCGGUGGUGGUGGUGGUGGUGGGAGCACGACGCACGAUGGAGCAUCGGCUAUAAGUGAUACAGGCGGCCCAUUCAGCGGCGCGGACGCAGCUAUUAUGGCUGAUGCCUUCCGCAAGAUGCUGCGCAAGCCUGAUUUUGCUGGGAGGCCUAUGGAGGAGGGCGAGAGCCCCGAGCAUGAGUUGGGAGAUGAGGGCGCGGGGAUGGAUGUAGGUGCGGAUGAUAAGGAUGAGGGCGAGCAGGUGCUUAGGGGACAGUUGGCGGAGGAGGGCAGGGAUAUUAGGAGUGUGAGCUCGUCGAGGGGUGUUAAAGUUGAGAGUGUGAAUACGGCGACGGGGACGGGUGAACAUGAGUUUAGAUGA